AUGGUCGAUCCAGAGCCCCAUGACAUUGCAACGUGUCGCCGAUGGGAAACUUUCACGAUCCCACGUUUCCAUGACCUCACUCCUAAACACGCGGAUUUGAGAACCUGCUCAGAGAUGGGGAUUCGCCGACUUUUGAAGAGAUGGAAAGGGGAAGAAUCUCCACGCCAGAAAAACGGCGAGAGUGACAGCAGACCAACACAGAACCAGACGAAACCACCUGCAAUAGACGGUAGUGAUACAGCCCAAGAUGGCUCUUCCAAUGUGAGACGAAAAGAAAGCCUCCAGGGUCCAGGGUCCACAGGGGCUUCACCCUCCUGUGCUCCCGCUCUUACAGAUGCGAGAAAAACGCGGGCGGAAACAAUUGAUUUGACACCCCCACCCGGAGCCGGAGGCACAGACGAGAGGGAGGGGUCCCUAUCCGGUCCUGGGGUGGGGGCCACACCGCACCCCACAUCCCCCCAUGAUCUGCCGACAUCCCCUGAAACCACUCUAGAGAUACCCAACGUCGGCGCCGACGCCGACGCCGACGAAGCCUUGAGGAACAACUUGCACUCGGAAGGGGGUGAAACGGAAGACCUGUGGCAAUUGAGCUUUGACGAACUCACUCAGGAGGAACAAGGACGUCUUGAAGCUUUCUUGGCGCCGGGCCAAGCGACAGCUAGUGACCAGCGCCAGGCUCCGAGCUUCAAAGCUACGGAUUUUGAAGAUCUCAUCGCGGUUACUCGGGCAAAGCAGGAAGCAUUGUCAGAUAGAAUCUGGAGUUUUGAUUUUUAUGGGCGAAAAAUUGUCCCCAGAGACUACACAGAGAGAGUCAUUACAUGUCUGACAAUUGUCGGAGAUGUCGGCGUCCCACUCAUGCCUCAGCCCGCUAGUAUUGUCUGGCCGCUGGUGAAAGGCUUAAUGCAGGUUCCAAUCGACGCAGAUGAAGAGACUGCUGCCGUACUCAUGACUGCAGACAUUCUGGUUCGGACUACCCGGUGCGGAACGACUUACGAAAAGAUGUUUCGCGAAAAGAUCAAAGAUCAGCACAGCGAUCUUUGGCUGGAUUUCCGAUCGGCUCUAUUCAAAUUAUACACUGCAUCACUGAGACUCAUGAUCUAUGCGCUGCGGCAGUGCGAUAAACGCACAGGUCGCCGCCUGGUGAAUGCAUUCCUGAAUCCGUCGAAAGCACAAAAUGAGAUCUCGAAUUUGGAAACGUGUCGUGCCAAUUUGCGCGAAAUUGUCAUGGAUUGCCAAAGUAUGAUUGGAGACGACAUUGAUGCAAGUGUCAUGGAAUUCUUGAGAAAGUUCUCUAUGUUCAGUUCGGUCAUUGAGCAACGCUUUGAUGAACUUUUUGAGCGACUCGACAACCAAGAAGUCAUGGACAUCCUCGAAUGGAUCUCACCUUAUAGGGCGCUUGACCGACAUAAUAUCAAAGCGGAGGCUCGGACACCCGAGACGUGUGAUUGGCUACUGGAAAAUCCGACUUUCAAUUGUUGGGAGCAAAGCUCAUCACCAAAAGUGAUCUGGUUGCAAGGUUCGCGUAAGUCGUCACCUCUAAAUGGCCGCUUGAGAUCACUCCCAUUGACCUUUACAGCUGGUACUGGAAAAAGGUUUCUGACGGCAAGGGUGAUUGAUCAUCUGCGUGCGAAUUUACACCCGGGCGAGGGGCUAGCCUUUUACUACUGCCAAAGAAGUGGGCAAAACUUCGAAGAGCCCAGUGAUGUGAUUCGUGCGAUAUUUCGCCAGCUGGCAACCCCGGCUCAUGAGCUGCAGGAGGAUGAAAUGCGAAAGGAUGUUCGGGACCUCUUUGCCCAAUCGAAGAACAUGACCCAUCCGUCAAUUUCGAUCUGCAAAGAGCAAAUCAUCAAGUCGUUGAGCCAAUACAGUCAAAUAACACUAGUUCUGGAUGCACUUGACGAAUGCGCAGAGCCCAGAAAAGAGUUGUUUGACCUUAUAGACUCCCUUGUCUCUCAAUCAGAGUGUCUGGUCAGGAUCUUCGUCUCUUCCCGUCCAGAGUCCGACAUCGAAGAGCGCUUCCGUGACGAGCUCACUAUCAAAACAGAGGUCCCUGAUGUGAAAGACGACAUCAGGAGCUUUAUCGAUAAGAAGAUUGGUGAACUUCGCUGGAACUCAAACACCGUGGUGUACCGCGAAGAUGUUGUUGACGCUCUUGUAGAGAAGAGUGAUGGAAUGUUUUUGUGGGCAUCCCUACACAUCGACCAGUUGCACAAUGUGCAGCUUGGCAAAGCCAUGCUUCGUCGUAUCAAGAAAAUGCCCCAAGGCCUCACUCGCACUUAUAAGGAGAUCUACGAACAAAUCUCCGCUGAUGAAGUUCAGAAAACGGUCGUGGAUCGUGCCUUCAUAUGGGUGAUGUGCUCUUACGGCCCGAUGUCAAGCGAACAGCUCUUGGCCGCAAUUCGUCACGAUGCAAAUCAUGACGAGCUCGAAGAAGUGAUUGACACCAACACAUUGCUGAGCCUGUGUAAGAGCCUUCUGGUUCUGGAUGAGCCAUCGAACCGACUUCGAUUUUGUCAUGCUUCUGUCUUGGAGUAUAUCCAGAGGGAAUUAUGGAACUCGCGAAACGCGCAUUGCUACGCUGCGAAGUCAUGUCUACGAUUCCUGAUGCUUGUUUAUGGAGAGCCGGCGCCCGAGACUGUCUCCGUUGCCAAGGCAGACGACUCAUCGAUCUCAUCCGAUGAGGACCUGAGCCUGCAGGAGGAUCCCACGAUAUUGUCAAGAGAUUACCCGUUCCACUUCUAUUCCAGACACCACUGGAUGCGCCAUAUCCAACACCACGAGCAAUUCGCAUUGACGUCGGAAGAGUUCGACUAUCCCUUGAACACUUUGCUCAAGGCAUUUUUGAAGUCACCAACUAAAUGUGGAACUGCUUAUCGGGCAUGGUUUGAGGAUGUCUCAAAGGAUGUGUGGCUUUCGCGGGACACGGCGAUCUUUACGGACGCCGUCACUCUUGACUACAUAAGCCCACCGACUAGGCCCAUUCUUGCAAUCUGUCGCUUUUCCUUUCACACCACGCUGAAGGACUGGUGGAAUAGAGAUGAAAUGUUUCUCCCGUACCAGAAUUCAAAAGAAGAAACUCCUCUGAUUGUCGCCGCCAGGGCUGGCUGUAACCCAAUCUGUGAAAAACUCUUGGACCGAAAGGCUGAUCUUGGCCAUCACGGAAUGAGAUUCACUGCCCUUGGCACCGCAGCAUACUAUGGACAUUUUGAAACAGCCAGGCUGUUGAUUCAGAGGGGAGCUAGCGUUGACAUGACUCUUCAAUGGGAUAUUAUCAGCCAGAGAUGGGGGGGAUUUAGACCCCACGAAGGACAGUUUGGAAGCGCUCUCUCCAUUGCAGCAUCAACUGGCGACCUUGAAAUGGCGAGGCUCCUGAUUGAGAAUGGAGCCACUGUUGACGAACCACUAGAAGGAGAUUACAAGAGUGCUCUUGCUACUGCGGUGUGUUUUGGCCAUAUUCCAAUGAUUGAACUUCUCAUCGACAACGGGGCCACUGUUGAUAUGAAACUGCAAGGUGAGUUCGGAAGCGCUCUUUCGCUUGCAGUAUCAGAGCUCAAUUUCGACGUGACCAAGCUCUUGAUCAAAAAAGGAGCCGAUGUCAACAUGGAACUUGACGGUACUAUGGCAAGCGCCCUCAUUACCGCAGCAUGCUCCAAGGAUCUUGACAUGGUAAAGCUUUUAGUGCAAGAGGGAGCUGCCAUCGACAUGCCAAUAACGCGAGACAUGACAUAUAAUUAUUAUGGAAGUGCCCUUUCUGCCGCUGCAAUCAAAGUCCAGCUGGCGAUUGCUGAAUAUCUCAUUGAAAAUGGUGCCAAUGUUAAUCGCCAAAUUCAAGGACUAUACAAUCACGCCUUGGCUGCUGCCACGUCUUUUGGACUUUCUAUGACCCAGUUUUUGGUGGAAAGAGGGGCAGAUCCUGAUAUGAGAUACCAAGUCACAGGGGAAAUGGGCUAUGGAAGUGUACUUGCUGAAGCGGCAUUCUUCGGGCGAGUUCUUGCAGUUGAAUACCUGAUAGACAACGGUGCCACGGUAAAUUUGGAAACUGAAGCAAUUUGCCCAACCGCACUUGCCGCUGCGGUAGUCGCGUGGAAAACUGAUAUGGUCGAGCUUCUGAUUUCAAAAGGAGCUAGUGUUAAUCAGCCACUUGGAGGAUCUUACGGAAGCGCCCUUGCUCAUGCAGCUUAUCGAGGGCAUGUCUCUGCUGCUGUCCUCCUCUUAGCAAAAGGGGCUUUUGUCAAUGCGCCUCUUCAAGGAUACUUUGGCAGCGCACUUAUUGCUGCUGCUUGGGCUGGUGGGAAUCAAAUGAUGACGUGUCUGGUAGAUCAUGGUGCCGACAUCGACUUGGCGACUUCCACAGGACAGUUUGGAAGCGCGCUUGCGGCAGCAUGUGCAGCAGGAUGCGUGGAGGUGGUGAAACAUCUAGUUGACGAGCGCAAAGCCAAUGUGAACUUGCCUUUGAUCACUGGGAUCUAUGGAACCGCCCUAAACGCGGCUUCAUACUGGGGCCGAACAGAGUGUGUGGAAAUAUUGCUUCGUGCGGGGGCCACCAUCAAACUUCUGGAAGACCACGCUGGGUUCAGUAGCGCCCUUGAAGCAGCUCAGGCUGAGACUUGUGAAAGCCGCGACGAAUUUAUCAGCAUGUCAAGGAAGCCGCGAUCCCUUCAUCGAAAACCAGCACAAAUAGCUGCCGACAAGGAAGCAGUGAUGAAGAUUUUGCUUGAAGUUGACACAUAA
Penicillium salamii is the source of this 4731-nucleotide messenger RNA. The record is from the annotation of a GenBank genome assembly. NCBI's taxonomy places the organism in Eukaryota, Fungi, Ascomycota, Eurotiomycetes, Eurotiales, Aspergillaceae.